AUGGUAUCACUGUGGAACAGUUCUUUACUGAAGAAAACAAGUGAUCUUCAUGGCGACACUUGGAACAUUGAAAUUGAUGAGACGAUUGUGGAAAACAGUCCAGCUCUUAAUUGGUACCAGUACAUUUCUGGCUCCUUCGCAGAGUUCAGGUGUUCUCUUUGUACAAGAACCUGGGGGUCUAGUAGAGUGCAGGUGCUGUUUCAUUUCCACCUGAACACUGCAAGCAGACAGGGAACCAUUAAACUGCGAUUCUACAAACAGGAGUGUAAGACGUGCAGUGAACCGCAGUGGGAGGAUGCAGAUUUCUCAGUGAACAACACUGAUGUGCUGGUUGAGAGACUAGUCAAAAAGAUCCGCAUGAGAUGCUAUGGAGAAGACCUGGGUGAAGCAAACAGAUCCUCAGUGUUUGAUGGCAGAUUUAAUGGGCCGCAUGAAAGUGCUCACUGUGAAGCCUGUCGGCUUGGUAUUUGCAGCCAGGCCAACUGA
Molecule: messenger RNA, 486 nt
Organism: Sinocyclocheilus rhinocerous
Lineage: Eukaryota; Metazoa; Chordata; Actinopteri; Cypriniformes; Cyprinidae
Product: receptor-transporting protein 3-like
Exons: 2
Coding region: 1-486 (161 amino acids)
Biological process (GO): protein insertion into membrane; protein targeting to membrane
Molecular function (GO): olfactory receptor binding
Source: RefSeq, a predicted model, not a curated record